Molecule: messenger RNA, 2178 nt
Organism: Agrilus planipennis (emerald ash borer)
Lineage: Eukaryota; Metazoa; Arthropoda; Insecta; Coleoptera; Buprestidae
Product: protein maelstrom
Exons: 3
Coding region: 1637-1969 (110 amino acids)
Source: RefSeq, a predicted model, not a curated record
GUCAUUAUAGGGCCAUAGAUAGGAUGUGGUAGGUUAAAUUAGCUUACGAUAUGGAGGAACCCUAAUUCACAUGUGCGUAGUACUAGGCAAUUUAGAUUUACUUUUGAUUACGAUGAGAGAGAGUUCCCUGAUUGGCAUGUGUGAAGUGAUACUCCAAUGAUUUAGGUUAUUGUGGAUAAGGUUUUUCUUAUUGACAUUUGUUAAAUUAUAUGAAAUUCUAUAGGUACAAGGAAAGGGCUCUGUCUCAGACUCAGAGGAAUCACGAUAUCGGCACAAAGUUUAAACACAUAGACACCAAACGUAUUAAACCUAUAUGUAUUUAAAAUCUGCCUCCCUUGGGAAAAAUCUCUCUCUGAUAGGCUUGUUUGAAGUAAUUAGUUUAUGGGUGGAAAAGUUACCCAGAUUAACAUACGUGUGCUAUCCACUGUGGACUUUAGUUAUGCUAUGAUGAGACAGGAUUCUCUAAUUGGUUUAUAUGAAGUACUAGACUUCAUUGGGUGGGCCAUGUUAUGUUGUAGUGGAUCAGGUUUCCCCUAUUGUGUGAAAUGACAUGUACCAUGGGUUUAAGUUAUCGUGGGAUUAGAGAGGAUUCCCUGGCUGACUUGUAUGAAGUGCUAUACCCCAACCAUUUAAGUUAUGGAUAAGACCUUGGUUAACAUAUGUGCAAUUUUAUACGCUAUGGGCUUACGUUACCUUGUAGUGAGAGAAGAUUUCCAGAUUGACUUGUUUGAAGUGCUGUGUACUGGGGGUUAAGAUAUAUAUAUAUACUGGGUUAGGUUAUGGGGAAAAGGUUUCCUUGAUUGACACUGUUAUCUUAAGUAAUGUUGUGAUGGGAGAGGGUUCUUUAAUUAGUUUAUAAAUGUGAAGCGCCAUGCGUCAGUGGGUGAAGUUAGGUUACGGUGAAUGUGGUUUUCCUGAUUGACAUGUUGUGAAAAUGCUAUGGUAUUUUAUGAUGAGGGAGGAUUCCCUGACCGGCUUGUGUGAAGUACCACUCAUCAGUGGGUUAAAUUUGUGAAAUGCUAUACACUAUGGUCUUCACUGUUCAGGUGUUCAGCUUUUGUGAAGUGUUUUACCUCAUCAAUUUAGGUUGUGCAUAAAGUUUCCAUGAUUGAUAUUUGUAAAAUGUCAUCAUGCACUCUGUUCUUGCGUUAUCUUAUGAUGGGAGUGGAUUCCCUGACUGGCUUGUAUGAAGUGCUAUACCUGUACGAUUUGGGCUAUGGUUUGGCUAUGUUUCCCUGAUUAACAAGUGUUAAAUGUAAUUCGCUGUGGACGUACGUUAUGUUAUGGUGAGAAAGGGUUCUGUAAUUGCUUGCUAAGCACCAGCAGAUUAAGUGAGGUUAUGGUGGAUAUGGUAUCCCUGAUUGACAAAUGCGGAGUAUGUACUAUAACCUUGAAUUAUGUAAUGGUGAGGAUAUUCUCUGAUCGUCUUGUGUGAAGUUUUAUGCACCAGGGGUUGAGUAAUAUCUACUUGGUUAGUUAGGAAGGGGGUUGGGAGUUCCUGUAAUUAAUCUUGUGCUGUACACUAUGAGCUUAAGUCAUAUUACGGUGAUUAAAGAUUUGUGUGAAGUACUGGGUGAUUAAAGAUACUCUAAAUGAUUUGUGUGAAGUACUGUGCAUCAAUGGAUUAGGCUAGGUUAUGGUGGAAAAGGUUUCCCUGAUUAGGGUGAGCAACGUUAAUACAAAGAUCUACCACAUGGCAUCGCUACUUGGUCUAAUACCUGGUCAACUUGUUGGCAUUUAUGUUGGUCAGUCGCUCAGGUCGAUGCAAGAUGUCUUAGAGAACCAAAAACACUUCUCCUAUUUUACAUAUGUCUUUGCAGCAGCUCAACUCAUUUUCUCUGUGAUUCUAAUGGUGUGGUUGAGUGCGAAGGCACGGAGAGAAUUGGCGCAAGCACUUCUUGAAGCUGAAACGAAAUUCGGCAACACCGAAAAGACCAUGGCGUUAACGAACACCCUCUCCAUGGUCUAGAACGCUUUCUUUCCAUAAUCACAUUUAUGUAUAAAGCCUUAAUUUAUUUAUUUAUUGAAUUAGUUCUACUUUCUGCUUAGAACAAUUAUUAUUAUUGUGACCAUUAUGUACAAAUAACCAAAUGUUGUAAUAUUUGCUUCGCACAUGAAACAUUGAAAAACUGAUUGUUGUCAAAGUUAAAAAUAAAGGAGCCAAAUGUAAAUAUUAAA